AUGAUUGCAAGUUCUGUGAAUGAUCAGAACAUGAUAAUAAAAAUAAAUUCAUCUAGUGUUUCCACAGGGUCUGAGAAUGAUCGUCCAGAUAGAUUCCUCGAUUCUCAGUUGUAUAUUGUGUUGGAGUUUGGGCAUGGAGGAUGUGAUUUGGAAAGUUACAUUUUCAACAAUGCCAGAGAUGCUUUGGCAAUUUUUUAUCAGAUUGCAUACAGUCUGGCUGUUGCUGAAGAAGAGUUGGAAUUUGAACAUCGAGAUCUUCAUUGGGGCAACGUUUUAGUUGCUCAGACGCCAGAGGCUUCUAUUAGUUUUAAGCUGCGUGGAGAGUCCUAUACCCUUCAGACUCAUGGACUAAAAGCAACAGUGAUUGAUUUUACUCUGUCACGGAUGAAAUUGCCAAAUUGUAUAGUAUAUAACAAUUUGGCAGAUGACCCUUCACUGUUCACUGCAGAGGGUGAUUAUCAGUUUGAUGUCUACAGGCAAAUGAGAGAGAGCAAUAAGAAUGAAUGGGAGAAGUACACGCCAUACACUAAUGUGUUGUGGCUUCACUACAUACUGGACAAGAUGGUGUCAGGAUGUUACUUUAAAAAUGUGAAGACCAAAGUACACAAGACUCAUUAUGCACAACUUAAAAAGUUGAAGCAGCAGAUGUUAAAUUAUAAGACUGCGGCAGAAUUUCUUAUAAUGAGAGAGCUGGAUGUAUGACUUUAAAACAAUACAGGUUUUCAUGGUUAUAUUACAGAUAAAUAUUUUUAUAAUUUUAGGAGAUACUGAUGUUUAUUUUGUAUACAUUUGUAAAAUGCAUAACGGGGACCAUAUUUUGCAGAUAGAUAUAUUCAGAGUUGUAUCCCCUUUCAACUAUUAUAUAUUAUACAUAAUGAGAAAAGAGCUUUGUUUUGAUCUGUCAUAUUGUUACAAAAAUUUUUUAUAUAUUUUAUUAAAAAUGUAGCACUGUAUGACUUUUGAGUUUAGUGAUUAGUUUGAUUAUAACAAAAUUUACUCUUAAUAAAAUAUAAUCAGGUGUGCAUCUUGCCACUGUCCUUUCUGUGAAUAAUUUUUUUUAUACUUUUAUUAUAGUGUUCCUGACUUGAGGUAAGUCAUAAGUUUUAAGGGAGUUCUCACUCUGCAUAUAGACACCAACCAAAUAAAUGUCUGGCUUUGGGUGAAGCUGUCUAUGCCGUUCCUAUCCAGGUUAAGCAACUGGAUGGGGAUUGGAUGAAUGAUUCUUAAGUUGAUAGGAAGCGAGACAUGGUUUGUUUUCAGUGAAACCUUUAUGAUAUAAAGUAUUCUUGAUAAAGUUCAGUCCUGGAUGAUAUGUAAUAAAGGUUUCACUGCAAACAUAGUGUCUAUCUUUAAGCUUGUGCCAUUAUUCAUUGUCCCCAUCCAGUUACUAGCCAAAUCCAUCUGCUUAACCCAACUGACCCAGCAAUGCACACAUGCAAUAUCUGCUUUCACAUUAUCAGUGUACUGUACUUUUGACAUUACUAUUUUAGUGUCAGAAUAAGAUCAGUAGUUUACUUGUAAAUUAGGAGCACUGUACAACAUUAACUGAUUUGGAGGAUUAACUGCUGAAAGUGGCAUGACUUUGUGGUAUCUAGCAAAAAACAUUGUUUUUGACUUGUGGAUGCAUGGAAGGAGUUUGAUGUUCUGGCAUAUAUGCUAUCCUGAGUUGUGGGGCCAAAAAGUCUGUGUAUUAAGUUUGUAAACUUUCAGAAAAAAGUCAAACAUGUAAACUGACAAAAAUAUGUACCGUGUAACAAUGACUAAUGACUGUAAUCAUUGUGACAUCAUUCACAGUGAGGCUUUAUUUGGUCUGUUAUAAUACUGUGAAGUGAUUAUAAAAAUCUUUCUAUUCUGAUCAUCAAUAAAUAAUUUUCUCAUUA
Cherax quadricarinatus is the source of this 1880-nucleotide messenger RNA. NCBI's taxonomy places the organism in Eukaryota, Metazoa, Arthropoda, Malacostraca, Decapoda, Parastacidae. The record is from RefSeq and is a predicted model, not a curated record.